Messenger RNA from Suillus discolor, 417 nucleotides. RefSeq lists its product as uncharacterized. Bases 1 to 417 code for a protein of 138 amino acids. The transcript has 5 exons. The record is from RefSeq and is a predicted model, not a curated record. Lineage: Eukaryota; Fungi; Basidiomycota; Agaricomycetes; Boletales; Suillaceae.
AUGUUUUUCUUCUGGAAUUGCUUCAAGUUUCUUUUUGUCACUCCGCCAUCUUCAGAACAGGGCAGACCAGAAACUCCGGCACGACCCCUGGCUCAGGAUAGUCCACAUGAACCACUGUGCGAAGACACAGACUGCAUUUAUUUCGAUUCCAACUCACAAUGCAACCGGAGCAAGUGGGCGACACAUUUCUGGCCUCAUUACUGUCGAUACAACACUCCCGAGGAUAGGUUUUGGCCACAGCAACCACCAUCUCCAGUGGCCUAUUCUCAAAUAACUCGCCCCAGGAAGUGGGAGCGUGUCACCUACUUCGGUCCCGGUACUGUAUUGGAUAGCCCGACCGUGAACAUCCGAUCUGAGCGCGCUUCCGGUGCCAUGUUCGGUGUUAAGGUCGUUCCUAGUCGCACAUCACGCUGCUGA